This is a messenger RNA of Pseudozyma hubeiensis SY62, 822 nucleotides long. Its product is annotated as 20S proteasome subunit. The record is from RefSeq and is a predicted model, not a curated record. The transcript has a single exon. Gene Ontology annotation, cellular component: nucleus; proteasome core complex; cytosol. Gene Ontology annotation, biological process: ubiquitin-dependent protein catabolic process. NCBI's taxonomy places the organism in Eukaryota, Fungi, Basidiomycota, Ustilaginomycetes, Ustilaginales, Ustilaginaceae. The coding region runs from base 1 to 822 and encodes 273 amino acids.
AUGUCGCGAAGGUACGAUUCGCGAACCACUACCUUCUCUCCGGAAGGCCGACUGUACCAGGUCGAGUAUGCCAUGGAAGCCAUCUCGCACGCUGGUACCGUCAUCGGCAUUCUCGCAAAGGACGGCAUCGUGCUAGCAGCCGAGAAGAAGGUCACGUCCAAACUGCUCGAACAGGACCAGUCCUCGGAAAAGGUCUUUGCGGUCUCCGACAACGUCAUGGCGGGUGUAGCUGGAUACACUGCCGACGCCAACUCGCUCGUCAACUAUGCACGCAAUGUAGCGCAGCAAUACCUUGCGUCGUACGAUGACGACAUGCCCGUGGAACAGCUUGCGCAACGACUGUGCGACUACAAGCAAGGAUACACUCAGUUCGGUGGUCUGCGUCCCUUUGGCGUCUCGAUCCUCUAUGCUGGCUACGACGAUCACCACCACUUUCAGCUGUACCACUCGGAUCCAUCCGGAAACUACAGCGGCUGGAAGGCUACGUGCAUCGGCAACAACAACGGCACAGCCACCUCGUUGCUGAAGCAGGACUACAAGGACGAUCUGAGCAUCCAGGACGCCAUGGCUAUGGCUGUCAAGAUCCUGAGCAAGACCAUGGACAGCACUUCGUUGGAUAGCGAGAAGCUGGAGUUUGCGACAUUGACGUUGAAUGCAAAGAGCGGAUUGCCACAGACGAACAUCUUCAAGCCCAACGACAUCGAUAGGUUGCUGCAGAAGCACGGGUUGGCCAAGCCAAAGGAUGAGGAGGAGGCGGCAGCAGCAGCGGCGACAGGACAGACAUCGACCACCGGCGAGACCGCCAUGUCGGUCGAUUCGUAG